Molecule: messenger RNA, 992 nt
Organism: Chrysoperla carnea
Lineage: Eukaryota; Metazoa; Arthropoda; Insecta; Neuroptera; Chrysopidae
Gene: fd102C
Product: forkhead box protein L1
Exons: 2
Coding region: 39-992 (317 amino acids)
Biological process (GO): anatomical structure morphogenesis; regulation of transcription by RNA polymerase II; cell differentiation
Molecular function (GO): DNA-binding transcription factor activity, RNA polymerase II-specific; RNA polymerase II cis-regulatory region sequence-specific DNA binding
Source: RefSeq, a predicted model, not a curated record
UUGUGGUUUAAGUGAAUUUUUCGUGUGAUAAUCAUCCUAUGUGUAGCAACGAACCAUCUGGAGUAGUGCCGCCACCAACGUCUUCCGGAGGACCGAAUACAUCAGCUGUAAGAAUGCCUUUACCAAUACCACCGCCAAUGACUGGAGGUGGUGAAAUACCCGCCGCACCACGGCCCAUGUUACCAAUCGAUCAUUAUCGAUUACAAUUAUAUCAAUAUGCGGUCGCUGAACGUCUUCGAUAUCCGUUCCCUUUUCCAGCACCGUUACCAUGUUACCCGUUAUUUCCACGAGCCUUACAACCAGAAGAGCCUAAACCACAACAUAGUUAUAUUGGAUUAAUUGCAAUGGCAAUAUUAAGUUCACCCGAAGGCAAGUUAGUGUUAUCCGAUAUAUAUCAACAUAUCUUAGAUCAUUAUCCAUAUUUUCGUUCACGUGGACCUGGUUGGCGAAAUUCAAUUCGACAUAAUUUGUCAUUAAAUGAUUGUUUUAUUAAAGCGGGUCGAAGUGCAAAUGGUAAGGGACAUUAUUGGGCCAUUCAUCCAGCAAAUAUUGAUGAUUUUCGUAAAGGUGAUUUUCGGCGACGGAAAGCACAACGUAAAGUACGUCGGCAUAUGGGUUUAGCUGUUGACGAAGAAGGUGCCGAUUCACCUAGUCCUCCACCAUUAUCAGUUAGUCCACCAGCUAUUGCUGGACCAAGUACAGCCGUUUUCCCGGCUAGUAUGUUGGCAGCACGUGGCACAUCAAGGAAACGACAAUUUGAUGUUGCAUCACUUCUAGCACCCGAUAGUGGUGAAGAAACUGCUGAAGAAGAUAUUGAUGUAGUUAGUGGAGAUCAUCAUCAUCCCGGGCAUAGUGCGGAACCAUUAGUGACAUCCAUGAGGCCUACAUGGCCUGUUUUACCUCUAGUCAGUCAUUAUUAUCAAGCGUUAUUGCAACAAGCGCGACCGCAAAGUAUGCAAAAUUUACAAACUGUAAGCAACGAAUUAAUAUAA